CAAAAAUGAAUAAAAAUUUAAAACAAAUAUUUGUGGCUUUUUCUCGAAAUCAAAAUUUAAAUAGAACCGCUGUUUCAAGAUCGUUCAGUAAUUAUAUUCAUAGUACUAAAUUAACAGAUAAUUCCACAAAUAGAUUUAAAGAAAAGUUGGAUAGUGGGCCAAGUUUGGUAAAUUUUCUACAAAAUGAUCAACCACAAUUAUCUCAAAUACAGGAAAAACAUUCAGAUGUUCCUUAUAUUGAAGAGUUAACAAAUUUUCAACGAAAAGUGUAUUUUGAUAUAUAUGGAUGCCAAAUGAAUGUAAACGAUAUAGAAAUUGUUUGGUCUAUUUUAAAAGAAAAUAAAUUUGAACGUACAUUAAAUUUAGUUGAAGCAGAUGUUAUUCUCCUAAUGACUUGUUCUAUAAGAGAAAGUGCAGAAGAGAAAAUUUGGGGUAGACUAGAUUAUAUUAGAGGUUUAAAAAAAGUUAGAAGGAAAGACCGUCCAUCUCUUAAAGUAGGUAUAUUAGGGUGCAUGGCUGAAAGACUUAAGGAGAAAGUAUUAGAAAAAGAGUCUAUGGUUGAUUUAGUGGCAGGACCAGAUAGUUAUAGACAUCUUCCCAGGUUAUUAAGCCUCACUGAAAAUAAUCAAAAGUCUAUAAAUGUUUUGUUAUCACUUGAUGAAACGUAUGCAGAUAUAACACCAGUUCGUCUAAAUGAAAAUUCAAUUUCUGCUUUUGUUUCUAUUAUGAGAGGAUGUGAUAAUAUGUGUACUUAUUGUAUUGUUCCAUUUACUAGGGGAAGAGAACGCUCACGACCUAUAGCUUCAAUUUUAGGUGAAGUUGAAAACCUCUCUAAACAAGGAGUAAAAGAAUUAACAUUACUUGGACAAAAUGUAAAUAGUUAUAGAGAUAUUUCAAGUGAUAAUAAAAUAGACAAUAUAACAACACUUGCUAGUGGUUUUAAAACCGUUUAUAAACCAAAAAAAGGCGGAUUACGAUUUUCAGAUCUCUUAAGGAAAGUAGCAGAGGUGGACUCAGAAAUGAGAAUUAGAUUUACAUCUCCUCACCCAAAAGAUUUUCCUGAUGAUGUGAUAGAGACAAUUCGAAUGUAUCCAAACAUCUGUAAGAAUCUGCAUAUGCCAGCACAAUCUGGCAACACGGCGGUCUUAGAAAGAAUGCGUAGAGGAUAUACUAGAGAAGCCUAUAUCGAUUUAAUAAAACAUAUAAGAAACCUUAUUCCAGAUGUUGCUCUUAGUUCAGAUUUUAUAUGUGGAUUUUGUGGGGAAACAGAUGAAGAGUUUGAAGAUACUGUAUCACUGAUGAAUGAGAUUAAGUAUAACACAGCCUUUCUUUUUCCAUACAGUAUGAGGGAGAAGACUACUGCUCACAGAAGAUACCAGGAUAAUGUUCCAGCUGAUAUUAAACAAAAAAGAUUAGAAAAUAUGAUUCAAGUUUUUCGACAUCAUGCUGAGAAAUUGAAUAGAUCCCAAAUAGGGAAAAAACACCUUGUGUUGAUUGAAGGCUACAGUAAGAGAUCUAAAAGCUUUUUGCAAGGAAGAAAUGAUCACAAUAUCAGAGUAAUUGUUCCAUCAGAACAUGUACCAGAUAAAAAUGGAAAUAAUUUGAGGGAUUUAAAGCCUGGAGACUAUGUAGCUGUAAGGGUAAAUGAUGCUAAUUCACAAACUCUUAGAGCAGUUCCUCUGUAUACAACUAGUCUAAAAGAUUUUUGUUUAGAAGAUAUGUAAAUUAAAAAAAAAUUGAAAACCAAUGUGUGUUUAUUAUAUUAGUUUUAAUAUAAAAUACCUAGAAAAUUUUAACACCCACCAGGUUUCUCUACUAAGUGUUGUUUUUCAGACAAGCUGCCAGAAAACUUUAUAAUCAAUGAUGUUCUGUUUAUGUAACAAAUCAUUUUCAAAAGCUACUAAAAGACAAUUUCUGAGUAAAAAAAAAAGAAAUAUUUAUUGUAUAUUAGAUAAGCAAAACGCGUUUGAAACAAUUCAAUAAAUAAACAACUAUGUAUUGAAAAAAAUUUAAUCAAGAACUCUAGUUUAAGCUGUAGUACUUUGAAGAUUCUUAUGAACACAUUCUUCUUUGUUAAUAAGAUGUGUUAUUUUGUUGACCAACUGCAUGAGCUGUGUUAAAUCAUGUGCCCAAUCAUUUAGCACAUCACUGGGAUCCUUGCUUUGUUGGAAGUGAACAACUCCAGCUGGUCUGUCUGUUUUGGCUUGAAUUGUCUUGCUAACGACCAUCUGUGAGAGAAACUCUUCAGUUUCAGCAGAUGAGAGAUCUAACAAUUCAGAUAUGCGACUAAUUGAAAUACGUGUGUAAUAUUUAGCCAUCACUCGAAUGUUGUGUUCAACAACCCUUGACCUAGAAUUUAACAAAAAAAAAAGUUUAUUUGAGCUGUUCCUUAGGAGUAAACACAAAAAAGUACAACAAUUAGCUUAACUAACUUUAAAUCUGCCCAUCUUUUUUGACCUUGGUCAUUGCUAGAAAAGACUGGAGUGGAUUUCAACGGUUUUUCAUACAAAUCACACAAUCCAGACCACUUUAUUAAUUCUGGAGUGGUAAAUAAUUUUAGUAAUUGUUUGUACAAAGGAAUCUCUUCCAAAAUUUUAUCUGACAAUACCCUGUGAGUUAAAUCAACCUAAAAAUAUUAAAUUAUACUAAAACAUAUAUUUUAAAAAAAUUUAUAAAUACCUGUUCAUUAUCAUGCUGAGCCAAAAUAAGGUAUAAAACAACAGCUUGAGCUGCUGACUGUCUUUCUUCUGGCACUGACAUAAUGCAUGGUGUAUUAAGGACUGCCCUAUAAUGUUUACAAGUAGCCAAAUAGGAACCUUCAUGUUGGUCAACUUCCAUCAUUAGUCUAUAAAAUUUUAGCUUCAGGUCUGAAGCUCCUAAAAACCAACACACUAGCUUUUAAGUCAACUCAACCAGAAAAAUAAUAUUAAUUUUUAUGUAUUUGCUCAUCCUAAAAUUUAGUACGAGUAUUUGCUGAUUUAAUGUAAAAUAAUCCAAAACUGCUGGAACUUACCUUCAUCUUCGAAAAAUUUGGCAUUAAUUUUUUUAGAAAUGAUUUGAGUACGAAUAUAAUCUUGUUUAGCUAUACACAAUCUCAUUUGUUCUAAAAUAAGUUCCACCUUUUCUCUUUUUUCCAUAGAACCAUAAGUUUCCACUUGAAGCUCUUGGAUGAUAUCAGCAGCUUGUUGGACAUUGCCUUCUUCUUCACGAAUUUGAGCUAAUUUAUGAGUUAAACGUGCUCUUUCAACUUCUACAUAAAUCUUUCCCUCAGUUACUUGUCUAAAAUGGUA
Molecule: messenger RNA, 3290 nt
Organism: Psylliodes chrysocephalus
Lineage: Eukaryota; Metazoa; Arthropoda; Insecta; Coleoptera; Chrysomelidae
Source: the annotation of a GenBank genome assembly